Strongyloides ratti is the source of this 465-nucleotide messenger RNA. RefSeq lists its product as hypothetical. The transcript is spliced from 2 exons. The coding region runs from base 1 to 465 and encodes 154 amino acids. NCBI's taxonomy places the organism in Eukaryota, Metazoa, Nematoda, Chromadorea, Rhabditida, Strongyloididae. The record is from RefSeq and is a predicted model, not a curated record.
AUGAAUUUUGAGGGCAUACCUAGUAUGCUACAACAAGUUAGUAGUCGAUUUUUGAUUACAGCAAGUGCAAUAUCAGUUGGAGCAUAUCUUUUUUAUAUUAUUAGAAAAUAUUAUAUUUAUUCUUUUAAAAAAAUAUUGAAAAAAGAAAAUGAUUUAUUUACAAAUAAUGAAUUGUUAAGUAAUUAUUUGGAUUCUAAUGAUGUGUCAACUGCGUCUUUACCUUUCAAUAAUUCAGAAAUAUAUAAUGGUGAAAUAGAGGAAGAGAAAGAUUUAUUAUCUUUAUCAUACAUACCACUACAUCCAACAUCGUUCCAAAAUGAUGGUAAUUUAUUCUCAUUAAGUACUACACAACAUUAUACAAUAUAUGACGAGGAUUACAGUAAAAAUGAAUAUAAUUCUGAUAAAGAUUCAACAUGUUCAAAUUUUUCAUGUGAAACUGCUGUUGGUUUUAAAACUCCAUUUUAA